Entelurus aequoreus (snake pipefish) is the source of this 5098-nucleotide messenger RNA. Its product is annotated as thrombomodulin-like. The coding region runs from base 158 to 1756 and encodes 532 amino acids. Lineage: Eukaryota; Metazoa; Chordata; Actinopteri; Syngnathiformes; Syngnathidae. Gene Ontology annotation, molecular function: transmembrane signaling receptor activity; calcium ion binding; extracellular matrix protein binding. Gene Ontology annotation, cellular component: membrane; external side of plasma membrane; extracellular matrix. The record is from RefSeq and is a predicted model, not a curated record. The transcript has a single exon. Gene Ontology annotation, biological process: cell migration.
GGCAGUGACGUCACAGAAGGAGCAGAAGAUGCCGUUUGAGGAGCAGAAGUUUCUUCACCCUUUUUCCUUCCUCUGCUGACUUAUCGAAUAUGAAUUCAGAACAUCUCGAAGGUCCUAAAAGUGCUUGCCGGUUGCCGGGACACACGCGCACUUGAAGAUGGCAAAAGUUUGGAAUGUUUUUGUGUUUUUGCUGCUCGUCUUGGCGGGGGGACACGCUGCCGAGGGGCCGAUCGGCGGCUCGUGCGUCGGUACGCGGUGUGACGUCAUCCACCAACAAUCCGGCGACUUUGCGAGCGCGCAUAAGCGGUGCAAAGAACAAAACGGCCACUUAGCGAGCGUGCGUUCAGCUGCGUCACUUGACAGACUCUCGGCGCUCCUCGGGAACGUUUCGGGCUCGUUCUGGGUCGGUCUGCAGAGUCCCAGCGGAUGCCCGGAUGUGACGUCCGCCCUCCGAGGCUACGAGUGGCCGACGAACGAAAGUAAAAGUGUUUCGGACACUCUUGACCGCAGCUGCAUCUCUCCAAGUUGCGUCACCGUGAGUGCGGAGGGGGGCUUCCAGUGGGAGCAAGAGGCCUGUGACGCGCCAGUCAGCGGCUUCGUGUGCACGCACAACUUCAGCUACGCGUGCACGCGCCUGGCGGACGGCGACGUCAGGUACGACACCCCCUUGGGCUUUGGGGGGGAGGAGCUUCUCUCCCUGCCGCCCGGAAGUACCGCAACUCGGAUGCCGAGCGAGCGGAAGUUCGUGUGCUUCUCCAAAAAGUGGCUUCCGGCUCCGUGGAGCUGCGAGAUCUUCCAGGGAGGCUGCGAGCACGCAUGCGUACACGCGGGUCCUGACCGGAAGCCAUCCUGCUUCUGCCCACCCGGCCUCUCCGUGGACCCGCUCAACAAAGUCACGUGCACCAAGGACCCGGACGACCCGUGCGCGCGUCUGGGCUGCGAGCACGCUUGCGUGGAGGAGUCGUGCACGUGCACGCACGGUUUCAGACUGGCACCCGACGGACGCACGUGCGUGGACUUUAACGAGUGCUCGGACGCGCGCCAGUGUCCCGGGGAGAAUUUCCGGUGCAUUGACAGCCCGGGUGGCUUCAAGUGCGCGUGCGCGGACGGCUUCAAGCUGACGGGCGGCACGUGCGCGGAUCAGGACGAGUGCGCGUCGGCGCCCUGCGAGCACAUGUGUCACAACACCGCCGGAAGUUACUUGUGCUUGUGCUACGAGGGCUACGUCCUACGCGGGAACAGCUGCACGCUGCACUGCGGCAAAGAAGAGUGCCCCGCCGAGUGCGACCCCAACAACAGGUACCAGUGCGCAUGCGCUGACGGCUACAUCGCCGAGGAGAGAGAGCAGCACACUGUGUGCAUUGACAUCGACGAGUGCGCCUUCUCCUACUGCGACCAGCUGUGCCGCAACACCUUCGGCUCCUUCACCUGCUCCUGCCGCCCGGGCUUCACCUUGACCAAGGAGGUGUUCUGCGCGCGGAGCGAGGACGAGGACGAGGACUGGGAUGGUUCCGGUCAGUCCACCGCCGGCCCCGACCGUCACGUGACCCCGCCGCCCGCUCCCACACGGAGGCCCUCGACGCUCUCGCCAGGCGGACUGGCGGCCAUCUUGGUCUGCUGCACGCUCGCGGUGGUGCUGCUGGUCCUCCUGGUCCACUUAGUCUGCUGCAAACGCAGCCGAGUGGAACGGGACCUCGUGAUGGAAGCGGCGGGAGCAGAGGCAGCCGACUCCCGCAAGAUGGAGGCUGACGCUUGACGCAAAGGAGUAUGGGUAUCGAAUGGAAACGCGCUUUUCUAGCGGUUCAUUGCUCACAUUCAGCUCAUUUUCACCACAUUGGAGUUGGAAUGAAAUGUUGGCUCCACAUUUUCUAUCUAAAUGUUAAAUUUCGACCUAAAUGGCAAAUCUAAACCGAAAAGUAAAAUAUGAGUCUAAAUGUAACAUUUCUACCUAAAUGGCAAAUCUAAACCUAAAUGUUACAUUUUAAACCUAAAUGGCAUAUCUAAACCUAAAUGUUAAGUCUAAAUCUAAAUGUUGAAUCUAAAUCAAAAUGUUAAAUAAAAAUGGUAAAUGGGUCGUACUUGUAUAGCGCUUUUCUACCUUUUUAAGGAACUCAAAUCGCUUUGACACUAUUUUCCACAUUCACCCAUUCGCACACACAUAUUCACACACUGAUGGCGGGAGCUGCCAUGCACGGCGCUAACCAGUCCCAUGAGGAGCAAGGGUGAAGUGUCUUGCUCAAGGACACAACGGACGUGACUAGGAUGGUAGAAGGUGGGGAUUGAACCAGUAACCCUCAGAUUGCUGGCACGGCCACUCUCCCAACUUUGCCACGCCGUCCCCUGUUACAUUUCUACCUAAAUGUUAAGUCUAAAUUUAAAUGUUAAAUCUAAAUCAAAAUGUUACAUUUCUACCUAAAUGACAAAUCUAAACCUAAAUGUUAAAUCUAAAUGUAAAUGUUAAAUUUAAGUCUAAAUGUAAAAUUUCUAUCUAAAUGGCAAAUCUAAACCUAAAUGUUAAAUCUAAAUGUUAAAUUCAAACCUAAAUGGCAAAUCUAAACCUAAAUAUUAAAUCUAAAUCUUAAUGUUAAAUUUCUACCUAAAUGGCAAAUCCAAACCCAAAUGUUAAAUCUAAAUGUUACAUGUCUACCUAAAUGGAAAAUCUAAACCUAAAUGUUAAAUCAAAAUGUUACAUUUCUACCUAAAUGGCAAAUCUACAGUAAAUCUAAAUGUUAAAUCAAAAUAUUACAUUUCUACCUAAAUGACAAAUGUAAGCCUAAAUGUUACAUUUUAAACCUAAAUGACAUAUCUAAAUCUACAUGUUAAAUCUAAAUCUCAAUGUUAAAUCAAAAUGUUACAUUUCUACUUAAAUGGCAAAUCUAAACGUAAAUGUUAAAUUUAAGUCUAAAUGUAAACUUUCUAUCUAAAUGGCAAAUCUAAACCUAAAUGUAAAUGUUAAAUUUAAGUCUAAAUGUAAAAUGUCUAUCUAAAUGGCAAAUCUAAACCUAAAUGUUAAAUCUAAAUGUAAAUGUUAAAUUUAAGUCUAAAUGUAAAAUUUCUAUCUAAAUGGCAAAUCUAAACCUACAUGUUAAAUCUAAAUGUUAAAUUCAAACCUAAAUAGCAAAUCUAAACCUAAAUAUUAAAUCUAAAUCUUAAUGUUAAAUUUCUACCUAAAUGGCAAAUCUAAACCUAAAUGUUAAAUCAAAAUGUUACAUGUCUACCUAAAUGGAAAAUCUAAACCUAAAUGUUAAAUCAAAAUGUUACAUGUCUACCUAAAUGGCAAAUCUAUAGUAAAUCUAAAUGUUAAAUCUAAAUGUUAAAUCAAAAUGUUGAAUUUCUACCUAAAUGACAAAUGUAAACCUAAAUGUUACAUUUUAAACCUAAAUGGCAUAUCUAAAUCUAAAUGUUAAAUCUAAAUGUUAAAUCAAAAUGUUACAUUUCUACCUAAAUGGCAAAUAUAAACUCAAAUGUUAAAUUUAAGUCUAAAUGUAAACUUUCUAUCUAAAUGGCAAAUCUAAACCAAAUAUUCAAUCUAAAUCUUAAUGUUAAAUUUCUACCUAAAUGGCAAAUCUAAACCUAAAUGUUAAAUCAAAAUGUUACGUUUCUACCUAAAUGGCAAAUCUAAACCCAAAUGUUAAAUCUAAAUCUAAAUGUUAAAUUUAAGUCUAAAUGUUACAUUUCUACCUAAAUGGCAAAUCUAAACCUAAAUGUUAAAUCUAAAACUAAAUGUCAAAUUUAAGUGUAAAUGUUAAAUUUCUUCCUAAAUGGCAAAUCUAAACCUAAAUGUUAAAUCUAAAUCUAAACCUAAAUGUUAAAUCUAAACGUAAAUGUUAAAUUUCUACCUAAAUGACAAAUCUAAACCUAAAUGUUAAAUUUUAAACCUAAAUGGCAUAUCUAAAUCUAAAUGUUAAAUCAAAAUGUUACAUUUCUACCUAAAUGGCCAAUAUAAACCUAAAUGUUAAAUCUAAAUGUUACAUUUUAAACCUAAAUGGCAAAUCUAAACCUAAAUGUUACAUCUGAAGCUAAAUGUUACAUUUCUACCUAAAUGACAAAUCUAAACCUAAAUGUUAAAUCUAAAUGUUAAAUUUAAACCGAAAUGGCAAAUCUAAACCUACAUGUUGAAUCUAAAUGUUAAAUUUAAACCUAAAUGGCAAAUCUAAACCUAAAUGUUAAAUCUAAAUGGUAAAUUUUUAAACCUAAAUGGCAGAUCUAAACCUAAAUGUUCAAUAUAAAUCAAAAUGUUAAAUUUAAAUCUAAAUGUUAAAUUUCAACCUAAAUGUUAAAUCUAAACCUUAAUGUUAAAUAUAAAUGUGAGCGCUAAAUGUUAAACCUAAACCUAAAUGGUAAAUCAAAACCUAAAUGUUAAAUCUAAAUCAUAAAUGUAAACUUAAAUGUUAAAUCUAAACCGAAAUGUUAAAUCUAAACCUUAAAUCUUAAUCUAAAUGUGAAUGCUAAACCCAGUGUAAAGAUGAAUAUUCAUGUCAAUAUUCCACCAAUCUGACGCCCCUCAGCCACAAAGCCAUACUUGCCAACACUGCCGGAUUUUCCGGGAGACUCCUGAAUUUCAGUGACUCUCCCGAAAAUCUCACGGGACAACCAUUCUCCCGAAUUUGUCCCGAUUUCCAGCCCUAAAGACACGCCCCCUCCAGGUCCAUGUCCUGCAUACUUGCCAACCCUCCCGUUUUUAGCGGGAGAAUCCCGUUAUUCAGCGCCUCUCCCGACAACCUCCCGGCAGAGAUUUUCUCCCGACAAACUCCCGGUAUUCAGCCGGAGCUGGAGGCCACGCCCCCUCCAGCUCAAUGCGGACCUGAGACUGAGUGGGGACAGCCUAUUCUCACGUCCGCUUCACCACAAUAUAAAUACGCUUGCAAGUUCCAAAACGAAUGGAAACAAGAAUUUCAGUUCAUCCAGCACAGUUCGAAGUGGAAGGUGUAUGUUGCCUGUAAAUAUGUAGAACAGACUUCUCCAUUGAACACGGUGGCCGAAAUGAUUUCUCAGUCAUGAACAGAGAAGUUAAACAGGACAAUACUGCCAUCUAAUGGACAGAUAAUUCAAGUAUUUCUUUUAUGUAAAUAAAAUAAAUAUAUAUAUAUAGCUAGAA